Ochlerotatus camptorhynchus is the source of this 2595-nucleotide messenger RNA. RefSeq names its product NADH dehydrogenase (ubiquinone) 75 kDa subunit (gene ND-75). The transcript has 5 exons. Gene Ontology annotation, cellular component: membrane. Bases 144 to 2333 code for a protein of 729 amino acids. Gene Ontology annotation, biological process: ATP synthesis coupled electron transport; cellular respiration. The record is from RefSeq and is a predicted model, not a curated record. Gene Ontology annotation, molecular function: NADH dehydrogenase (ubiquinone) activity; iron-sulfur cluster binding. Lineage: Eukaryota; Metazoa; Arthropoda; Insecta; Diptera; Culicidae.
UCGGCAGUCCCAUCGGAAAACGUCAAACGAAAAUCCCGAGGUGAGCAGCGGAGAAAAAUAUCUUUCGCCACAAAAUUUUCGACUUUUUCUCGCUUUCGGUGCAAUUUUCUCGUUUCGAACCAAAUUGAACACAACUAGGCAAGAUGCUUCGUGCGCCGUUGACCAGGGCACUAGCGCUUGGAGCGCGCUGCCCAACAACGCAAAUCGUCAUCCGUACGUCGACGACGACUCCGGCCAAGGCCCCGGAAAAGAUUGAGGUGUUCGUGGAUGACUUACCGGUGAUGGUCGACCCGGGAACCACGGUGCUGCAGGCUGCUGCUAUGGUAGGCGUCGAGAUUCCUCGCUUCUGCUACCAUGAGCGACUGGCCGUGGCCGGAAACUGUCGUAUGUGCUUGGUGGAGGUGGAAAAGUCUCCGAAGCCUGUAGCCGCAUGCGCCAUGCCAGUCAUGAAGGGAUGGCGAAUCAAGACCAACUCCGAAAUGACCCGCAAGGCUCGCGAAGGUGUGAUGGAGUUUUUGCUGAUGAAUCACCCGCUGGAUUGUCCAAUUUGCGAUCAGGGCGGCGAAUGCGAUCUGCAGGACCAGGCUAUGGCUUUCGGAUCGGAUCGUUCGCGGUUUACCGAUAUCGAUCACAGUGGAAAGCGUGCCGUCGAAGACAAGGACAUUGGCCCAUUGGUUAAGACCAUCAUGACCCGAUGCAUCCACUGCACGAGAUGCAUCCGAUUCGCUUCGGAAGUUGCCGGAGUCGAUGAUUUGGGUACGACUGGCCGAGGAAAUGAUAUGCAGAUUGGAACGUACGUCGAGAAGUUCUUCCUGUCGGAGUUGUCUGGAAAUGUGAUCGAUCUUUGCCCGGUUGGUGCUCUGACUAACAAGCCGUACAGCUUCGUAGCUCGUCCGUGGGAGAUUCGCAAGGUGGAAUCGAUUGAUGUGCUGGAUGCUGUGGGCAGCAAUAUCAUUGUGAGCACCCGUACCGGAGAAGUUCUCCGUAUUCUGCCUCGUGAGAACGAGGAUAUCAACGAAGAAUGGCUAUCGGACAAGUCCCGUUUCGCUUGUGAUGGAUUGAAGCGCCAGCGUUUGGUUGCUCCCAUGCUACGCAAUCCAAGUGGUGAAUUGGAAGCAGUCGAAUGGGAGUCGGCCCUGAUUACCGUCGCCCAAGCUUUGCGGGGUGCCCCCAAGGGCAAGGUGGCAGCUGUUGUCGGAGGAUUGACCGAUGCCGAAGCGUUGGUUGCCCUUAAGGAUCUGCUGAACCGUUUAGGAUCGGAAACUUUGUGCACUGAGCAGAAGUUCCCCACUGAUGGUUCGGGAACUGACUUCCGAUCCAGCUAUUUGCUGAAUUCACCGAUCGCUGCCUGCGAGGAAGCCGAUCUGGUGCUGCUGGUCGGAACCAACCCAAGAUACGAAGCCCCUCUGUUGAACACCCGUCUGCGCAAGGGCUACGUCCACAAUGAGCAGAACAUUGCAUUGAUCGGACCGAAGGUCAAUCUGUCGUAUGAUUAUGAGCACCUUGGAAACGAUCCCUCGCUGGUUCGGGACAUUGCCAGUGGCAACCAUCCGUUUGCGAAGAAACUGAAGGCCGCCAAAAAGCCACUGAUCAUCGUCGGUGCUAACCAGCUGGCCCGUAAGGACGGAUCAGCCUUCGUGACCGCCCUGCACGUCUUUGCCAACUCGCUCCAGCCUGCUGAUCCCAACUGGAAGGUCUGGAACGUCCUGCAGACAAACGCUGCUCAGACGGCCGCUCUGGACGUUGGCUACAGCGCCGGUGUAGAAUCCGCUUUGGCUUCCGAACCCAAGGUCCUAUUCUUGCUCGGAGCCGACGCCGGUGCCAUCAAGAAGGAACAGCUCCCCAAGGAUUGCUUUGUCAUCUACCAGGGUCACCACGGUGAUGCCGGAGCGCAGUUGGCCCAUGCCAUCCUGCCAGGAGCUGCCUACACCGAGAAGCAAGGCACCUACGUCAACACGGAAGGCCGCGCUCAGCAAACCCUCGUUGCAGUGACUCCCCCAGGAUUGGCCCGCGAAGACUGGAAGAUUCUGCGUGCCCUGUCGGAAAUCGCUGGAGCUCCUUUGCCAUACGACACCCUGGAUGAGCUUCGGUCCCGGUUGGAGGACAUCGCACCGCACCUGGUACGCUACGGACACCUCGAGAAGGCCAACUUCUUCAAAACCGCCGAGGAAUUGCUGAAGAACGCGGCCGUGCACUUCGACGGCAGCAAGGUGGACGUCAGCCAGAAGAAACUGGAGGACUUCUUCAUGACCGAUCCGAUCACGAGGGCAUCGCCUACGAUGGCCAAGUGCGUCACGGCGGCCAAGAAGCAGAGCGCAAAGGCGGCAAAUUAAAUGAGUGAAAGUUUUGGUUAGAAAAUUCUCUUUCCGUUAAUGUUGCACUACUAUUUGAUAUCUGAAAGAACGAGUAAAGUCUUGUUAAAGAAGGGUGCGAUUUUUGUAUCGAUGAAAUUAAUUGUCGAAAGGCGCUGGACUGAUGAGAACGCUAUAGAAAUGAAAGUAAAAUUGUAAAUUUUAAUCAACACACGAGUUACGAUAAUGUGUAAACUGUGCUAGCUUCAGAUUACAUAAGUUAAUAAAGAUCAAAUAACACUUA